This is a messenger RNA of Gilbertella persicaria, 626 nucleotides long. RefSeq names its product class I glutamine amidotransferase-like protein. The record is from RefSeq and is a predicted model, not a curated record. The transcript has 5 exons. Bases 24 to 605 code for a protein of 193 amino acids. Lineage: Eukaryota; Fungi; Mucoromycota; Mucoromycetes; Mucorales; Choanephoraceae. Gene Ontology annotation, cellular component: nucleus; cytosol. Gene Ontology annotation, molecular function: protein deglycase activity. Gene Ontology annotation, biological process: guanine deglycation, glyoxal removal; protein deglycation, glyoxal removal.
UUCGAUUAUUAUACAUAAAAAAAAUGACUACACAAAAGAAAGCAAUCGUAUUCUUGGCAAAUGGUGCUGAAGAAAUGGAAUUCACUAUUUCGGUGGACGUAUUACGCCGAGCCAAAGUUGAGGUAACUGUUGUUGGUGUCCAACUUGAAGGUCAAGCUGCAGUUUGUAGCCGUGGUGUCAAAAUUCUACCUGAUAUUGAGCUGGAAAACACAAAGAUUGAUCCUGAACACUAUGAUCUUGUACUUGUUCCAGGCGGUGCAGGUGGUGCAAAGACAUUAGCUGCUCAUGAAGGCAUCCAAAAACUCAUUUUUGACUUUUAUAACAAGAAAAAGAUUGCUGCUUUUGUUUGUGCAGGUACACUUGUUGCUAAAGCUGCAGGCAUUCCUUACAAGCACAAAGUCACUUCUUAUCCUGGAGCUGUUAAAGAACAAUUGGUCAACUUAUAUAAUUAUUCAGAAGAUAGAGUUGUUGUUGAUGACAAUGUAAUUACAAGUCGAGGACCUGGUACUACCUUUUUAUUUGCAUUAACUAUUGUUGAACACUUGAUUGAUGCAAAGACCGCUGAAUCUCUUAAGGAAGAAAUGCUUACUUGUACUGAAUUGUAACUAUAAAUAAAGAACUAUACA